UUCAAAAGGUUGUCCAGCACCUUCAAACCAGCCCAAUUGAGCCAUAAUGGUAAUGAUCCAAAAACUAUAAACAGGGUUAAGGUCGAGUUCCAGGUUUCACUUUCAGCCUCAAUAUAAAAUCUCUGAAAAACCCUGAUUUCAUCAGAUACACUGUGCAUUUACGUUUGAACCUCCAAAGCGUUCAAUAAGAUUUGUUGUGGUUUUCUUCUUUAUUUUUUUAAUCUUUUUCCUUUUUAUGGUUAAUUUUUUCUGAAAACAAAGAAAAGGAGAAAGAAGAGUGCUGUGAUGUAGCACUUUUUUUUGUGGACUAGAGUUUCUGAUCUGGGUUUCACUCACUGAAGUAGAAGACUAACCCUUGGCUGUCUGAGUACCCUUCUGUCUUUUUUUUUUUUAAUUUUCUUUGCGGUGAGGGGGAUUGGUUGAAUGAUAAGGCUGAUGAUGCUAAUAAAAAUUAUGUUAAGGGAUUUCAAUGAGAUUUUGUUGUCAGUGAUCUGAUUGUUACACACACUGAGGCCUUACCAUGUAUAGUAGAAUGAACUGUUUGUUUCUUUUGGAAAAUUUGUUCUUUUAAUUUAUUUUUUUAAAUGAAAAAAGGGGUUUAAUUUUAUGCUAUGAUGAGAUGAAAACACGAAGAGUGUUGAUGGGCAGUGGGAUUGGAUCUUUCUUUUGAAAGUUCUGCCGUGAGCCCUCUUUUUUCAACGACUUCUCCUUCCACUGAGCUCUAAAUCCUUUUAUUUUUGUCUUAGUUUCUUAAGUUUUGGGUUAUCCUCAUUGUUGGCUCUUUUAUGUCAUUUCAUCCUGUAAACGCCACAAACAUUUGUGUUUUUUACUUCUUAAUUUUCUGUAAUCUUGACUGGAAAUUAGAAGUACCAAGAAUCUUAGUAUUUGAACAAGCUCAGAUCAAACACAGCUUGGGAAUUGGGAUGUUGGGUCAAAAUUGAAGUUGAUUAAGAAACAGAAGUUAAUGAACAUCAUAGACAGGACAUCAGAUUCUGUACGGUGGUACACACAUCAGAUUCUGUACGGCGUUUGAUUUUUUUUGUCAUGUAAUAAUUGAUUAAUAUUGUGAUUUACAAUAUUCGAAUUACAUUUAUAAUGUAUCAAAAACGAAUUUAAAGAAUAUAUAUUUUGUUAGUAAUUAAUGAAUUAUUAUUAUCAACACAAAAGACUAAUUUAAAGAAGAAAAAUGGUAUAAGAAAAUAUCUAUAUAUGUAGGGACAGUAUAUCCAGAAAAUCCUUAUCUCUUUGUCCGAGUAACAAUAGAUAAGGGCUCUGGUAUGGUGACAUGUAUCCGCCAAAACUUGUCGGCAUUACAAUUGCAGAGAGAAAAAUGGCAGAAGCCAGCCGUUUAGUAUCAUCAUCAGCAGGAAAAAUCAACCAAAUUCCAAGCUCAUUUCAAUCAAAGCUUAAUCCCCAUAAGCUGCAAUCCCAUAACGUUAAUGUUAGAUUCAAAGCUGCUUCAAGGAGGCAUGACUACUCAUCAAUGAUUAACAAGAAAGAUUGCCGGAGUAGUCCAAGCCGUCUGAUCACAAUUUCAACCGCAGAUGGAAGAUGGCAUGGAACAUGGAACUGUGACUACCUUGUGUCUCUCAAGGAACUGAACUUGGAUGACUUGGUUGAGGAUGAUGAACAGAAGGAUGCUCAGGUUUCUAUCAAUCUUUGCAUCCACAAGCAUGCCAGCUUUGGUCUUUCAGUGGAUGGAAGGAUUUUAACUUCUUUUACUACAAAAUGUAGCAUUUGUUCUUCCCCAUACUGCAGAGAGAUUGAUACCAACUUCAACGUUUGGGUUCUAGCCUCGAACAAAGAUCAUGGUGCAACUCAUCAAUUGCCUGAAAUUGGUGGAGAUGAUCCAUCAGUUAUCUACGUGAAACCAGGAUAUGAAGCCAACUUGGAUUCUCUGAUACAUGACACAAUCCGGCUAACAACCUCCAGCAAGGACACUUGCUCGGAGUCAUGCCAGAAAUCUGAACCCACCCUGAGUUAUAUUGGUAAAAUAAAUGCAGCUUCUAUCGACAAGAGAUGGUCUAGAUUGUUGGAACUAAGGAACGCAAAUCUAUACGAUGCAAAGUCUUAGAUUAUUUAUAGAAUGAUUAACUGAAACUUUGUCUAUAUGAGCCAUAAGAAAGAAAAACAAAUGCUAAAUCCCCAUAUUGAUCAUGAAAUAUUCGAAGCAAUGGUUACCGAUUUGAUUGUGGGGCUUGAAUUGCACAUCUUCACGUUCAAACCAAACAAUGGUUGGCUAGAAAGAUAAUGUAGAAAAGAAAGAAAAUAAAAAAUCUCCGAUCUAUGCUUCUAAUUGCUGGCAGAAAUGUUAGGGCCAUAGGUUUCAUGAAAAUACCAAUAAGUUGGUCUUCACUUUGAAUAUAAUGAGGAAUAGCAAUCUUUCACCCUCUUCUCAACUUAACCAAAAACAUGACAAACACAUAUAGCAUUCGAGGAUAAUAACUUAUAUACAUUGUAAAAUAUAAGGAUAAU
Durio zibethinus is the source of this 2475-nucleotide messenger RNA. RefSeq names its product E3 ubiquitin-protein ligase, putative (DUF177). NCBI's taxonomy places the organism in Eukaryota, Viridiplantae, Streptophyta, Magnoliopsida, Malvales, Malvaceae. The record is from RefSeq and is a predicted model, not a curated record.